AUGAACAAUAAAUAUUAUCCCAUAAAUGACACUAAUGUUGAAAAGGGGGUAAUAAAUGUAUUUAAAAAAAAACUUGAACAAAAAAAACAAGAAUAUUUGAGAUUUAAUUUACCAAAAGGUUAUCAAAACAAAAAGAUUGAAAAUGUAAACAAUGGAACAAAAAAUGUUACCAUGGUUAGCCAUGAUAAUAAUAAAAUUGGCAAUAUAAAUUGUAACAGUAAUAAUAAAAAAAUGAUAUAUAUAGAAACAUGUGAUACACACGAUAAAUAUGUAUUAAAUAUCGACGAUGAAGAAAAUAAAUUAAAUAACAUAGAUUUACACACAGAAUAUAAAUCUGAUAGUCCUUACAGAAAAAGUAUAACUCAUAUUGAAGAAAGUUGUGAUGAACAAAUUCAUAUACCUUUACAAAUAUUGUCAAAUAGAUAUGAUUAUAAUGAUAUAGUUCAAGCAACUAAUAAUUUUUCUGAAGAAAAUAAAAUAGCUAAAGGAGGAAAUGGAAUAGUAUAUAGAGGAAUAUUAAAAAGCUGCAUUAAUGUAGCUAUUAAAGUUUUAAAAAAAAAUGAAAAUAAUGGAUUUGAAAAUGAACUAAUAAUUAUGAGCAGAUAUAGACAUAACAAUAUUUUAUCAUUACUAGGUUAUGCUAUGAAUACAAAUUAUUUUUAUUUAAUUUAUGAAUAUAUAAACUUAGGAGAUUUAAGAACACUUUUAUUUAAUCAUUAUUAUUUUUAUAAUUCAAAAAAUAAAGAAAAUGGUGAUUUUAAUAAUUUCUCAAAUAUGAAAUUAAAUAAUCAUACAAAUCUUAAUCAUUCAAGACCAUCUAAUUUAUAUAUGCAACAAAAUUCAUCUGAAACUAAGCCACCACUUUUUUUAUCUUUUAGUACUAGAGUAAAUAUAUUAGUUCAAGUUAUAAAUGUACUUUGCUAUUUACACACCUCCUCUCCAAUAGUAUAUCAUAGAGACUUAAAAUCAGCCAACAUUUUGAUUGACGAAAAACUUAAUGCCAAGUUAGGAGAUUUUGGUCUCUCUUUUAUUUACAUAAACAACAAUAACAUUUUCAGCUUAACUGGUGGCACACCUGGAUAUGCUGAUCCAUAUUAUAUAUCAACACAUGAAAUAAAUGAACAAACAGAAAUAUAUUCCUUUGGGGCAUUAAUAUUAGAAAUGCUAGUGUCUAAAUCGCCAGCUAUACAUGUAGGGAAAAAUUAUAGCUGUAUUUAUACUCAAAACGAUAAAUGCCCAAUACAUUGUUAUAGAGAUAAAAAUGAUAAUGACGAUAACGUAUUUGACUAUUUAAUUAAUCAUAUAAAUACAAAUGAUUAUAAAUCUAUUUAUUCAAUUUUAGAUUAUAGUGUUAAUUUCCCAGAAUUUUUAGUUGAAAAAUUAACAAAACUAUCUUUUUUCUGUUUAAAUCCAAAUAUAAAAAGUAGACCUUCAUCAAAAUUAGUAAAUUUAAUAUUAUUAGAAAUACAAAAAGAAUGUGAUUUUUUUGUAAAAAAACAAGAAUUUUAUAUGAAAAAAAUUCAUAAUGUAAAUAUGUAUUUUGAUGAAUAUGAAAGAGAAUCAUAUAAUAACUCAAUUAUUAAUGAUUGGGAUGAAAAAGAGUCAGAAAAAAAACAACAACAAAAAAAAAAUACACAUCCUAUUGAUACCACAAUAUACAAAAAUGAAAAUAGACAAAGCUUAGAUUAUCAAAGAAAAAUUAAAAAUUAUAAUAAUUAUAUUAAACAAAUUAAAGAAAUAAAUUAUAAUAGUAUAAAUCAACUUUUUCAUAAUUUUGUUAAUUCAUUAUUUGGAAAUAGUCGAAUUUAUAAUUUAAAUAAAAAUAUGUACAAAUUAUUUUUUUCUGAAAAUAUUCAAAAAAUUAAAGACAUACAAAAAAAUACUAUUAAAUAUAAUGACAUAGAUGGUACAACUAUAUCUAAUAACUUAAGCUCAUAUAAUUAUUUAUACUUUAAAUAUAAUACUGUUAGUAAUUUAACAAAUAUAAGGGAUGCAUAUUUUGAUAAGUUAUAUGGCGACAUGUUUAAUAAAAAUUAUAUUUUUAAUUCAUUUUCAUUUAAUUUAAUGAAUUGCUAUUUUCUUAAAUUUGUUAAUGAUAGUCUAAGACAUAAUAUUUUAAAUGACUCAAAUAAUAGCUUAAUGAUAAAAAAUGAAUUUAAUAAAAAUUCUGUUGCAAAAAUCGGAAGAAGUUAUGUUAGUGGAAAUUUACGUAAUCAUAAUAAACAAGAUGGAAAUUUUUAUAACCUUAAUUUUUUAGACAAUUAUGAAGGAAAAGAUAAGCAAUAUGCAAACAAUAACAUAUGCUUGAAAAAAAAAAUCGAAAAAACAAAUACACCCAUGAAAACUCAUAGUAAUGAUAUUGCAAACAUAAAGGGAGAAAUUAAUAUAGCAAAAAAUAAAUAUAACAAUAACGUGUUUAAUCGUUUUAUAACACAAAAUCAAAACUAUAUUUUUAAAACACCCCCAAAAAAUAAUGAAAAUUUAUAUAUACAUCAUAAUAAUGCUCAUGAAGAUAUGACACCUAAUAUAUUAUUCAAUUUAUCUCCUGCAAAAAAUGAAACAAAUAGUGGUAUCUCAAGUUGUGAUCAUAAUUAUCAAAGACGAAAUAUUAUUUUUUCGAGAAAAUGUAGUGAUUCUUCAAUUAUAAAAAAUUUCCGUCCAUGUAUUGAUGGUUGUAUCAAUGAUGGACAUAUAAAUAAAACACCAAUUAUUAAUAAAUAUGAAAUAAACUAUGAAGAUAGAAAUAAGUUUAUAUAUCCUGAUAAUAAAAGUAAUAAUCCAAACUUAUUUUUUAAUAAUAAUUUAGAUCUUGUGGAAAAGGGAAUUAAAAAAGAAAGACAUGACAGUGAUAAUGCUAGCAAUAUCGUCAGUAACAUUGGAUGUAGUAAUAAUUAUGAACAUUCAGCAUACUUAUAUAAUAUUCGUCAAAGCCAGGACGAAAGAAAUACACCAAAAAAAAUAGUCUCAAAUAAAUGGUCAUUGAAAAGAAAUUGCAGGGAUAAUACCCCUAAAAUGGUUUUUAAUAUACAAGGAAAUAAUGAAAACCUAAAAGAUGCAUGUAUAAGUAAUAAGAAAAAAAUAAUGAGAAUAGAUUUAUCCUCUAAUGAUGAAAAAAUAACAAUAACAAACAAAUAUAAUACACCAAUAAAGAAAGAAGAAAAUCACAUUACAAAAUAUACUAAUCUUAUAAAAUUUGGAAAUGAAAAUAAUGGAUAUAAUAGUUAUAAUUAUAAUCCAGAAAGAGAAAACUUUUUCUCUUCAAAGAAUCAUAGUAUUUUUAAAAAAGAAAGUGGUAAUGGUUUACCUGAAAAAACACCAUCACCAUUAAUGAUGGAUAUAAGACAUAAUAAUAUUGUAUAUGUAUCAAAUUAUUUAAAUUAUAUUAAUUUUGAAAAAAAUCAAUAUACAUUUGAUUCUAACAUAUUUUCAUGGUUUAAUGGUCAUAUAUUUGAGAUGGUAAUUGAUGAAAAUAAAAUAAUUUCCGAUGUAACUUUUUUAGAUAUUUUAUACGAAUUUAAUGUUUUUGAUUUUAAAAAAUUUGAUAUACCUAUAUAUGAAGAUGAAAAUAGAUAUUUUUUAAGAGGCAAAUGGGCUACCCCUGAUAAUAAUUUAGAAAAUAAUUUAACUUCCGUUAAUUUACAAAAAAACUUUUUUUUUGAAAUAGCAGUACAUCAUGAUAAUCCAAAAAAUGCACACACUAUAUUUUUAUUAAAUUCUAAUCAAUCAAAAGAAUGUAUAAAUAAUGAACCAGGAGUUGUUAAAAAAAAAGUAUGGAUUUCAGAUUUUAUAGGUAGAAGAAAUGAUUUUGUUGAAAAAAUUCUUAAAAAAUCUAUUUCAAAUAUUUUAUAUGAAUGUAUAAGUAGAAAACAUUGUCUUUUCAUAUUAGAAGUACAAAUGAAAACUUUAAAUAAACCAACAUGUUAUGAUAAUAAAGUUACAGGAAAUUUCUCUUAUUAUUAUUUUGAAUAUAAUAUAAAAGUUGUGUGUAAUAGUGAAAAUUGUAUAUUCUCAAACAAUUAUAUACUUUAUAAAAAUAAUACAUAUUCUUAUAGCUUACCUAAUAAUAUAUUAUCAUUACUUGUAUUUUCGGAAGACAAAGUUAUGAAAAAAAUGUGUCACUACAAAAAUUCGUUAACCACAACACAAAGGAUCCAUUUCCCUUUGUAUCCAUUUUUUGUAAAUAUUAAUUUUUACGAUGAAAAAUAA
Molecule: messenger RNA, 4206 nt
Organism: Plasmodium vinckei vinckei
Lineage: Eukaryota; Apicomplexa; Aconoidasida; Haemosporida; Plasmodiidae
Product: tyrosine kinase-like protein, putative
Exons: 2
Coding region: 1-4206 (1401 amino acids)
Biological process (GO): protein phosphorylation
Cellular component (GO): plasma membrane
Molecular function (GO): protein kinase activity; ATP binding
Source: RefSeq, a predicted model, not a curated record